Molecule: messenger RNA, 669 nt
Organism: Phaeoacremonium minimum UCRPA7
Lineage: Eukaryota; Fungi; Ascomycota; Sordariomycetes; Togniniales; Togniniaceae
Product: putative dash complex subunit duo1 protein
Exons: 2
Coding region: 1-669 (222 amino acids)
Biological process (GO): mitotic cell cycle
Cellular component (GO): mitotic spindle; DASH complex
Source: RefSeq, a predicted model, not a curated record
AUGGCCGACCCGAUGGACGAUUCCGACCUCUUCUUCUCGUCGCCCUCAAAGACCACCGAUACCCCGCAACGCGAACGGCCCAAGACCCCAUCCAAUAAGAAUGCCCUCUUCGACGCUGAAGAAGUCAGGGAGGCCGCUCUGAAAAGGGAGCUCGAGGGCGUGCGCAACAUCAAUGAGGUCAUCGAGGGGGUCAUUGGCACUCUGGAGCGCGCAAAGGGCAACAUGGGUACCGUGUCGCAAACCGUGACCAAUGCCUCGACUCUGCUCAAUACCUGGGCGCGCAUCCUGUCCCAGACCGAACACAGCCAGCGCCUGAUUCUGGACCCCAACUGGAAAGGCGCGACCCAGGAUCUACAGGACAUUGAGGCCGAGGCGCUCCAGCAACAGAUGCUGGCGGAGCGCCGGGCUGCUGAGGAGGAACGCAGGCGGGAGGAACGCCAGCGGAAGCUGGAGGAGGAAGAGCGUCAGAGACAAGCAGGCACGUCGACACGUGGGACGACAACUCGAGGCACCAGGGGGCGUGGACGGGGGUUUGCUAGGGGCAGCGCCGGCUCGAGCUUUGUCAGCGAUACCAGCAACACGUCUGGCCUACAGCGUACGAGAAGUGUCGGGUCGGGCAUAGGCCGCGGGUCUGGAAGCACAAGAGGCAGAGGAAGAGGUGUCAGAUGA